Molecule: messenger RNA, 351 nt
Organism: Hibiscus syriacus
Lineage: Eukaryota; Viridiplantae; Streptophyta; Magnoliopsida; Malvales; Malvaceae
Exons: 1
Coding region: 1-351 (116 amino acids)
Molecular function (GO): nucleic acid binding; RNA-DNA hybrid ribonuclease activity
Source: RefSeq, a predicted model, not a curated record
AUGAGAGUUUUUGAAGGAUUACACCUUGUUUGGGACCAAGGUUUUGAACGUGUUGUUAUCCAAAGUGACAAUGAAGAGGCGAUAAAGCUUCUCUCGCCACCGUCCUCUAUAAGCCCCUAUCACAUUGUUCGUGCAAUUGCCUCCCUCGACAGAGCUUGGAUGCUCGAUUUCCAACUUAUCCGACGUGAAGCUAACAUAGUUGCUGAUUUUAUGGCUAAACUCAAAGUUCAUUCCAAGGGUUGCUUAGCUAUUUUCAUGGAUCCUCCUCCUGGCUUGCCUAGUUUGCUCCAGAGAGACGUGGAUGCAACCCCCCUCCACCAAAUGUUCUGGCUUUUGUCUCUCUUUUCCUAA